AUGAAAAAGAUUCGUUGGGUCAUCGGAGAUCCAAAUCUCUUGAACAUCAAGUCGUCAUUGAUGACAAAUGAAGAUGGAAGUGUAGCAAAAAAUGCAAAUGCAGCUAUGCACGAAGAAGAUCACGAAGUCGUUGCAUUUCACGAGAAUUCGCAUGAUUCUGGUCUAGAAUUAAGGUCAUCAAGCAGGCGAAUUAACAGAUGUAACCAACUUGACAACUCUGUAAGCUUAGAAUCUCAGGAAGUCAUCGAAAUGUGCAUUAACAUUGAGCCCCAACCUGCAGAGGAGAUACCAGAUCUUCUCUUUGAGGAGGAUGAAGAAGAGAAUUCGGAAGAAAAGAUCAUCGAUGAACAAGAAAUCUCGUUGGUUGUGGCUGACUUUGAAACCCCAUCAUCCAACCAGCCAUUGCCUGAAGUUGAACAAGUCAUCCCAUCACUCGUUCACUUUGAGACAGAACUGACUUCUGAAGAGCCCCAACCUGCAGAGGAGAUACCAGAUCUUCUCUUCGAGGAGGAUGAAGAAGAGAAUUCGGAAGAAAAGAUCAUCGAUGAACAAGAAAUCUCGUUGGUUGUGGCUGACUUUGAAACCCCAUCAUCCAACCAGCCAUUGCCUGAAGUUGAACAAGUCACCCCAUCACUCGUUCACUUUGAGACAGAACUGACUUCUGAAGAGCCCCAACCUGCAGAGGAGAUACCAGAUCUUCUCUUUGAGGAGGAUGAAGAAGAGAAUUCGGAAGAAAAGAUCAUCGAUGAACAAGAAAUCUCAAGCGCAACUUGCAGGAGGAGAUACCAGAUCUUUCUUGAGGAGGUUCGAAGAAGAGAUUUCGAAGAAAAGAUAUCGAAUGACCAAGAAAUCUCGUUGGUUGUGGCUGACUUUGGAAACCCCAUCAUCAACCAGCCAUUGCCUGAAGUUGAACAAGUCACCCCAUCACUCGUUCACUUUGAGACAGAACUGACUUCUGAAGAGCCCCAACCUGCAGAGGAGAUACCAGAUCUUCUCUUUGAGGAGGAUGAAGAAGAAAAUUCGGAAGAAAAGAUCAUCGAUGAACAAGAAAUCUCGUUGGUUGUGGCUGACUUUGAAAGCCCAACAUCCAACCAGCCAUUGCCUGAAGUUGAGCAAGUCACCCCAUCACUCGUUCACUUUGAGACAGAACUGACUUCUGAAGAGCCCCAACCUGCAGAGGAGAUACCAGAUCUUCUCUUCGAGGAGGAUGAAGAAGAGAAUUCGGAAGAAAAGAUCAUCGAUGAACAAGAAAUCUCGUUGGUUGUGGCUGACUUUGAAACCCCAUCAUCCAACCAGCCAUUGCCUGAAGUUGAACAAGUCACCCCAUCACUCGUUCACUUUGAGACAGAACUGACUUCUGAAGCGAGUACGAAUGAAGACGGCUUAAACCUUUGGGAUCUUCCAAGGUUACACCGAGCCGCGUACAAGAACAAGAUUCAGAAACUGCAAAGUCUUUUAAAGAAAAGACGAGUUGAUAUCAACAAGAAGGAUGUCGAAGGACGCACGGCACUGCAUUAUGGAUGCCUCGCCGGCAGAAUUCAAGUGGUACGGCUCAUUUUGGAUGCUGAUGGCAAAAUCACUAUUGACAGAUUUGGGAGGAGUCCUGUUUUUAUGGCAAUCAAAAACGGACAUUUGGAUAUAGUCAAAGUAUUCUACGGAAUAGAGUUUGACUUCAACCGACCUGACCACGCAGGGACCACACCACUGCAUUACGCCAUUUUCAGAAAGAAAAUGGAGAUUGCAGAAUACCUGGUAAAACAAGUGCAUGUGAAUGUGAAUGCAAGAGAUAUGCAUAUAUCUACGCCGCUGCACGAAGCAGUCCUUGCUGGGUUGCCAAAUGUGGUUUUAUUGCUAGUGAAAAAUGGAGCAGAAACAGAAAUCAGAGAGAUAAUCGGAAAGACCCCCUUGUUGCUGGCGAUCGUCAAAGGAGAAGAAGAAUGUGUUGAGAUCCUCUUACGCUAUGGUGCAGAGAUCUACCGCACAAGAUGCAGCAGCCUCGCAGAGGACAAGGCUCUUCAAUUUCGCCAGAAAAGGAUAUAUGAAAUGCUCCAGACUUAUAGAUCAAAGCACGAGAGGAGAAUUGAAUUCAUCGAUCCAAAUCUCUUGAACAUCAAGUCGUCAUUGAUGACAAAUGAAGAUGGAAGUGUAACAGAAAAUGCAAAUGCAGCUAUGCACGAAGAAGACAACGAAGUCGUUGCAUUUCACGAGAAUUCGCAUGAUUCUGGUCUAGAAUUAAGUUCAUCAAGCAGGCGAAUUGACAGAUGUAACCAACUUGACAACUCUGUAAGCUUAGAAUCUCAGGAAGUCAUCGAAAUAUGCAUUAACAUCGAGCCCCAACCAGCAGAGGAGAUACCAGAUCUUCUCUUCGAGGAGGAUGGAGAAGAGUAUUCAGGAGAAGAGAUCAUUGAUGAACAGGAAAUCUCGUUGGUUAUGGCUGACUUUGAAACCUCAUCAUCCAACCAGCCAUGGCCUGAAGUUGAACAAGUCACCCCAUCACUCGUUCAAUUUGAGGCAGAACUGACUUCUGCAGAGCCCCAACCAGCAGAGGAGAUACCAGAUCUUCUCUUCGAGGAGGAUGGAGAAGAGUAUUCAGAAGAAGAGAUCAUUGAUGAACAGGAAAUCUCGUUGGUUAUGGCUGACUUUGAAACCUCAUCAUCCAACCAGCCAUUGCCUGAAGUUCAACAAGUCACCCCAUCACUCGUUCAAUUUGAGGCAGAACUGACUUCUGCAGAGCCCCAACCUGCAGAGGAGAUACCAGAUCUUCUCUUCGAGGAGGAUGAAGAAGAGUAUUCAGAAGAAGAGAUUGUUGGUGAACAGGAAGUAUCGUUGGUUUUUGCUGACUUUGAAACCCAAUCAUCCAACCAGCCCGAAGUUGAACAAGUCACCCCAUCAUUAAUUCAACUAGAAGCAGAACUGACUUCUGCAGAGCCCCGACCUGCAGAGGAGAUACCAGAUCUUCUCUUCGAGGAGGAUGAAGAAGAGUAUUCAGAAGAAGAGAUUGUUGGUGAACAGGAAGUAUCGUUGGUUUUUGCUGACUUUGAAACCCAAUCAUCCAACCAGCCCGAAGUUGAACAAGUCACCCCAUCAUUAAUUCAACUAGAAGCAGAACUGACUUCUGCAGAACCCCAAACUGCAGAGGAGAUACCAGAUCUUCUCUUUGAGGAGGAUGAAGAAGAAAAUCCGGAAGAAGAGAUCAUUGAUGAACAGGAAAUCUCGUUGGUUUUUGCUGACUUUGAAACGCCAACAUCCAACCAGCCAUUGCUUGAAGUUGAACAAGUCACCCCAUCACUAAUUCAACUAGAAGUAGAACUUACUUCUGCAGAGCCCCAAUCUGCAGAGGAGAUACCAGAUCUUCUCUUCGAGGAGAAUGAAGAAGAGUAUUCAGGAGAAGAGAUCGUUGAUGAACUGGAAAUAUCGUUGGUUUUUGCUGACUUUGAAACCAAAUCAUCCAACCAGCCUGAAGAUGAAAAAGUCACCCCAUCACUUAUUCAACUAGAAGCAGAACUGACUUCUGCAGAGCCCCAACCUGCAGAGGAGACACCAGAUCUUCUCUUUGAGGAGGAUGAAGAAGAGUAUUCGGAAGUAAAGGUCAUUGAUCAACUGGAAAUCUCGUUGGUUUUGGCUGACUCUGAAACCAAAUUAUCCAACCAGCCUGAAGAUGAAAAAGUCACUCCAUCAUUUAUUCAACUAGAAGCAGAACUGACGUCUGCAGAGCCCCAACCUGCAGAGGAUAUACCAGAUCUUCUCUUUGAGGAGGAUGAAGAAGAGCCUUCGGUUGUAUUGGAACCUCCAUUACCUUUCUCUUCAUCUGCUCCAAUUGACGUAAACCAGAUAUCGUCUGAUCCAUCAGAGAAGCCGAAGCAGGAACUGCCUGUUUAUAAGGAGGAGGCAAGCGUAUGGAAUAACAAUGUCAUUCAAGAAAAAGAAAAGUCAUUGUCAAUCAAUAUCUGGGAUAUUCCAACAUCAAUCAAACUUGUGCCACAAGGUGACGAAGGUUCCACAUCAUCGGAACAAUUCGCAGGUGGCUCUCUCGAGAAGCAAUAUCCGUCAGAAAACGAGAAAGGAAAUCUUGACAAUGGUCUCACUCUGUUUGCAGGGAAUAACGCUGCUUCAUCGAAGAAACUCGGUCCCUACUACAAUGUGGUACUAUCCAGAACUGGUAUUUCUGUGUAUGAUGAAGAAGCUGAAAAGCUUAAAACAAACUGCAACCAAUUUGUGAAAUUGCUUGAGGAAAUCGAAUGUUCUUUCAACUAUUUUGACGAUGGAUUCAAACGAAUAGAAUCGCGGCUGCAUGGUGCAGGAAAGCAGCGAAUGGAAAAGGAAGAUGUCGUCCAUGAAAACAAACGGCUGGCUUUAUUGAACGAAGAGCUCUGUAAAAAAGUGGAAGUUUUAAGCAAGCAUCUUGAACAGGAAGUCAACAUGCAGAAAGGUAUGAGAGAAUAUCAAUUUAACCUGGAGACCGACAAUGAGCAGCUUCGUUUGCAAGCCGAUAAGCUUAUGAAGGAUAAAAACAAAGACGAAGUUUUACUUGGGCUUCUCGAAAAAGAAAAUGAGGAGCUAUUGGUCAAGUCUUUCAAAUUAAAUGAAUUGGAAAUUCAAGAGAAGAAAACACAAGAAGAGAUGGAAAAAUGUUUGACUGAGCUUUCAAAGAUCGAAGACAUUGUCAAGCAAAAGGAUGAGGAGAGAACACAUCUAGAAGAAGGAAUAUUUCAGCUACAAAAGAAGUGGGAAACAGAACACUUAAGGCUAUUGGAGGCACAAGAAGAAAAUGACAGUUUAAUAUCUAAAAUUUCCGAUUAUCGCGUCAAGUUGGAUCACCUUGAAAGAGAACAUCAACUGACUCAAGAGGUGUCCAAAGAGCAACGUGGAACAAUUUCGUCUUUAAACUUAAGAAAAGCUGAUCUUUCAGUUGAGAUUGAUAGUUUGAAAUUUCGUCUAAGAAGCUUUGUGAAUUUGGAAGAGCAGAAUGAGUCGCUAAAUGAAGAGCUACGAAAAGCAAAGAACAAUUUACGUGCAAUGGAGAAUGUGUACACGGUUUCAAUGGCCGAUGCGAUAAAGUUUCGCGGCAAAUAUGAUGAGGCAUGUUAUGAGCUUGAAGGGCUCCAAGCAACGAUUGAUUUGCUAUCGACUGAGAAAAAGGAACUGAGUGAAAAAUGUGACAGAUUGGAAAAUGCAAUGACUAGAGAAUUGUUUGAGCAUGAAGGAACUUUGAAAAGUACUGACGGGAAAACCAAGGCACUUGAAUCAAACUUGAAUUUGAAAAAUGUGCCAGAAGAUAGCAGCUUUUGGGGAAAUGAAGCCAAGAGAAGCAAAGAUUAUAAAACUAAUUUUGAUUAAGGACCAAAAAUUGAACCAAACAAAAUUGACCAUUCUAUAAUGGUUGUAGUAGCAUGAAUUGGUAUGACUUAACUUAGCAAGUUGAUUU
Rhopilema esculentum is the source of this 5425-nucleotide messenger RNA. The record is from RefSeq and is a predicted model, not a curated record. Lineage: Eukaryota; Metazoa; Cnidaria; Scyphozoa; Rhizostomeae; Rhizostomatidae.